Rhinolophus ferrumequinum (greater horseshoe bat) is the source of this 5915-nucleotide messenger RNA. RefSeq names its product methyltransferase 6, methylcytidine (gene METTL6). The coding region runs from base 256 to 1110 and encodes 284 amino acids. NCBI's taxonomy places the organism in Eukaryota, Metazoa, Chordata, Mammalia, Chiroptera, Rhinolophidae. The transcript is spliced from 6 exons. The record is from RefSeq and is a predicted model, not a curated record.
GGCGGGGGCGGUGCCAUAGCAAUAGAAUUCCGCCGGGAGUCUGAGCUGCUCAGCGCUGGUUAGUUCAGACGCGGGUUUGGCGCGGCGGCUCCCAAAUUCUGCUUCCGAGAAAUGCUCCCGGAGGCUUGAACCCAGCCUGAGGAACCACAUCUAAGAAAACCCCGCCUGCAGCUGCAGAUUCAGCUUGGAUUCCUCAAAUUAUUCAGGGAUGGAGCAUCUUCAGCAGUGUUAACUCCAUUACCAUUUCCCCAAGAGAUGGCAUCUUUGCAAAGGGAAGGGCUUCAGGCAAGGAUUCUCAGCUCUGAAGAAGAGGAGAAACUGAAAAGAGACCAAGUUUUAGUGUCUGACUUUAAACAGCAAAAACUGGAAAAAGAGGCUCAGAAGAACUGGGACCUUUUUUACAAAAGAAAUAGUACGAAUUUCUUCAAAGAUAGACACUGGACCACCCGAGAGUUUCAGGAGCUCAGAUCAUGUAGGGAGUUUGAAGGUCAGAAAUUGACUAUGCUUGAAGCUGGCUGUGGGGUUGGGAACUGUCUAUUCCCGCUUUUAGAAGAAGAUCUGAAUAUCUUUGCUUAUGCCUGUGAUUUUUCUCCAAGAGCAGUUGAAUAUGUCAAGCAAAAUCCUUUAUAUGACACAGAAAGAUGCAAGGUAUUCCAGUGUGAUCUAACUAAAGAUGACCUUCUGGAACAUGUGCCCCCAGAGUCUGUGGAUGUUGUCAUGUUGAUAUUUGUGCUCUCUGCUGUUCACCCUGAGAAGAUGCACCUUGUCUUACAAAACAUUUACAAGGUAUUAAAGCCAGGCAAAAGUGUCUUGUUUCGCGACUAUGGCCUAUAUGAUCACGCCAUGCUUAGGUUUAAAGCUGGCAGCAAACUUGGAGAGAACUUUUAUGUUAGACAAGAUGGAACCAGAUCAUAUUUUUUCACUGAUGAAUUCCUGGCCCAGCUCUUUAUAGACACAGGUUAUGAAGAAGUGGUGAACGAGUAUGUAUUUCGUGAGACGGUGAAUAAAAAAGAAGGCCUAUGUGUGCCGAGAGUUUUCCUUCAGAGCAAAUUCCAAAAGUCUCCAAAGAACCCAACUCAUGUGACAAGGAGCCUGGGUCACAAGUCCUGACCUUUCAUGAGAUGAAUAGUCUGUACCGCCCCUUGAAGCGGAAAGUUUCAAAAUCACUCUUUUUAUUUUGUAUAUUUUUAUAUUUAACUUUUUAAAAAUUAUGUAUAAUCUUUGUAUUCAAAAGUAGCCAGUGUGUGAAGUGUGUGUGUGUUAUGGACAUGCAAAAGCAAAUAAAACUGCAAGGCCUGGAAAGUAAAGAAAGUUUUAUGGUAUAACAUAAUACAGCCAUGCUGUCUGACUGAAAAGUCCCCGAAGGAAAGCAUUAAGGACCUUGUAGCACUUAAAGAGAUCUUUGUCAUUACUUCUGAGAGUCUGUAAGUGUGUCUCUAGGCAGCGUGUCAGACAGCCCUGUAGAAAAAUGAGGCCAGAUAGACUAAAAUAACACAUCCAUAUCUAUUUUUAGCCUGAAAGAUUAUUCUCUCUUCCCAGUGUCUCAUAUUUGUCCAUGUUUCUCUGCUUCAGUUCAUGUAUUUGCCUCUUCAAGACCAGUGUUCCGCCAAUACCACUUUUGCUCUAUCUCAGGAACCCACUGUGGCUCCCUGCCUAAUUCUUGAGACUGUCUCUAGCUGGUCCAGUCCCUGGCCACGCCGCCCCGAGGGAGAGCGGGGAAGGCCACCACAUCCCCCAUCUGCCCAGUGCAGUUUCUUCAGGAACAUAGCGGAUGGACUGUCCCAGCUCCAUGUUGGGAAACAGGAGGUAGUGGUUCGGAGGUAAAUGACUGACGUGGCCAAAAUUACGUAGCUGGUGUUUGAUGGAAUAUGGGAAAAUCCUUAAAUUGGUCUGCUGUCCUGUUUCCCAAGCAUUCCCAUAGAAUGACUGACUUCAUGAAAAAAAUCCAAGUUCUUUUGGCCUGCUAACAAAACGUGAUCCUCUAAGCCUUGGUGUUUCCUUUUUUGCAGAAGGCUGUUUAUGAGAGCCUUUGUCUUGAGCGUUUUGUGGCCUGCACGUGCAGCAAGGUAGCUUCAAGCCCAACCACAUCUGAAGAGGAGGCUUCCCAGUGGGUUGGUGGCUGGGUAAUAGUCAUAGCCAUUUUAUGCAACUGGAGUAAAUCCUGGCUCCUGCUGAGAAGAGGGACAGGCAGUGGGUCUCAGCGUGCUUGCUGGGUGUCCUGCCAUCUCUCCUUGACUUCUUAGGAGGGGCCCGUGGAGCGGGGGAAACAAGAGGAACCCUUAUUUCUUGCUGGUCUGUUGCAUUGUACAUUCUCUCCCCUUCUUUUGAAGGCCAGAAGAUGGCUAUACUAGGUGAAAGCAAAACUGAUAAUAGUACCUAUUUUGUCCUUUGCAGUGUUUUUAUUUUUCUUUAAACUCAACUUGUACGGAAGAUGGGCCUACAGGAUAGAUGCUCACGGGCCUUACCCUGCCCCAGAGCAGUCUGUGAAGGGAGAGCGCCCCACUUCCAGGCCGGGCUCUUUCCUCUAAGCCCCCUCACCUAAUGAAUCCCACAACCGGCUUUAGCCCCCAAACUGCCUAAUGCCCCUCCACAGAAGUCCUUUCACCUCUUGAUUAGGUCUGACCAAUGUGACUUGGAUUUUAGUGGCUGAGUGGGAUACAAACAGGAUAUUUGAAGUAGAAAAUGGGGAGCAGUAUGAUGUAGUAUGAUGUAGAAGGAUAAGCGUGGGCUUUUUUUAUCAGAAGUCAUUUGGAAUUGUGACCUCAUCACUUACCUGUUUGAACUUCAGAUUCCUCAUUUGUGGAAUGGGGACAGGUGUACUGAGAAAUGUAUCUACUGAAGGUCGUUGAUCCAGGGUAGAUCAUAUGCCUGACCGAUGGGAGUGACACUCUAAAGAAAGCUGAGCAGGCUGACAAGGACCCCGGCCGGCCUUGUCAGAAAGAAAAGGUCUCUCUCCCUUUGCCGGUUGGCUGGGGGAACGUCUGUGAAAGAGGCUAAUGGUUUCCUCCAAACACGACUUGAACUUGUCUUCAGCCACAGGAGCAGUUAUGGCCCCAAAUUCCUACCCCAUAAAGGAACGCCUGCAGAAGUUUUCAUUUGGAAUAUUUAAAGCUGGCCUAACGAUAUGCCCACCUCUGACACUGAGCAAGGUAACCUCUCAGUGACCCCACUUUAAAAUAUACUGGUUGUAAAAUAUACUUCUAGUUAAAUGAAUGAGGUGACACAGUCCCUCACGGUUUUAGCUAUGAGCCAGUGAAGAAACAAACAAAAAAGCCGUGCAUUAUAAAUACAUGGCUGUGGUCCCACUGUCUCAGUUUCCGUGAGUUCAUUGUCCCUGAGCAUACCUCCAUUAUUGCACCCCCAGAUUAAGACAGCAGAGGAGCAGAGUCUCUCACAAUUUGGGUGUCCAGGGACCCAGGAAAGCAAGGGCACGGUUUAGUAGCAAAACUCAACAACAGCAUUUGUUGAAUUGUAGACAAGAGAGAGUCAACUAAUAUUGCCCGUCAGACAGACAACAACCUUAGAAAGGUAGUGAGUACUGGUUAGCAGUACUAUGGAAAAUAGCGUAAGUACUGUAGUACUAUAGCGUGGUAUCUAUAUAGUGUAUAUCAUGUAUGGUAUUGGGUAGAUAGUAUACCCAAUGCCAUAUACCCUAUGCUAUGUAUUUCUUUUGAAUUUUUAAUAUAUACUGCACAAUAUAGUACUACAUACAUACUAGAUACAAUGAUAUUAAUAUAUUACAGGAUUUGGAAUAUGAACAUCUAAGUUCAAGUCCAGGACUUGCCAAAUUCAAAUCUCCAGCUUCUCUGAGCCUCAGUCUUCACAUCUCUAAAGUUGAGAUCCUACUACCUGCAGCACAGGGCUGCGGCCAGGAUUAAAAGAGAUAAUGUGAGAAUGCUUUGUUUACUACAAAGUGUCAGUCAAGUGCUAGUUAUUUCUAGUUUAUAUUCUCCAAGAAAAUGAUCACUCCCAUGGUUAUCGUUAAAUCCAAACUCCUUCAAAAGGGCUGUCGUUUUUAAAUCUUGGUAUCCUUGAAAGGGCCCAGGACUUGGAUGUGUCGCCACCAGGUGGCGCUAGAUGCCAAAUAUGCCAAUUGUCUUCAACCCCCAUCUUUAUUUCAAUUCUAACCUGUUCCGUUUUUGCCGUCAUUGAAGAGGAAGGAAAAUACUCACAAAUGUGUUUCCUAGGUCAACUUUAGCUCAUAAGAUCAAUGUUGGCCUCACUGUGGGAAUAAGAAAGCCAGGGAGAUUGCAUCCAGCCUUCAAUCUACUUUGUUUACUGAAGGCAGGUUGCUCUCAAGUAAAGUUAGGCAGCCGUUUUAGGCAAUGGGCUCUGAAAGAGUCUGCAAAGUCCUCAUGCCAGGCACAUUGGGGAACAUAAGUAUUGUAUAUGCUGGACACCAAUCGAGGAUCCUAAAUUUUUUUAUUGUGGGUAAAUCAAAUAUCCCUUUGCACGUCCCUCAUCGCUAAAUGGUUGGGGAUUCAUUUUUCCUGUUGCUCAGGAUUAAGGCAAAACAUGAAAAGGGACUGCAGCGUGGAUGCUUGUUUGCCUCAUACAUUAUUCAUCGUUAUCACUGAUAGCAUUUGGUUCCCUAUUUCACAGUUGUCAACAAAGGAAGGGAAAAUUGUGAAAUAAACCAUGUAUACCAAGAGAGUGUUUUGCUGUUGGGGAGCAAAUAUUUAAUACAAACUUAAAUAGGCUCUGCUACUGAAACCAAAUUUCCAUUAAAAAUAAAAUUAGCUUUUUUUUUUUUAACUUUCCUUUCUGCCCUUUUCAAAUGUGGAGGAUUUUAUCAAGUAGUGUUCAACAGGUGCUAGGCAGAGGGCACUGUGGGGUCCUUCUGGCAGGAGUACCGACGGCUGGGGAAGGACGACGCUGGGGACGCAUACCGGGAGGCAGAGAGACAGCCCCAGUCGUAUCUUCACUAAGCCAUAGUAAAAUAGCCGGGAAACUAAACACAAACACACAGAACACUAAAGGAAAGAAAAAGAGGAAGAAAGGCUAUGGAAAACCUGAGUGUGGCAACUGUCACUGUCAUUUGGAAGGAUAUUUGCACAUUUUUCCAGCAGAGGUGUCAUGUGCUCUGGUCUGGGGCAUGGCCGUGGAGAUGAGAACAUAACGCAUAGCUCCUCUGGAGUAUCUUACCAAGCAUGUCUAGAUCAGUAAGAAAAAUACCAAGACUAGCAAAAUGAGACAAUUCCCAGAGGAAAUACAACUGCUAAAAAAUGGGCAAAAUGGUUAACUAUACGUAGAAAUAACUAUGAGUUAAAUUGAGACUACCUUUGUUGCCUAUCAAAUGUAUAAGGCUUAAAAAAUACUAUUCAAUGCUGAUAAAGGAGUAGUAGCAAGACUGAUUAUGGAGGUACAAAAGUAUGGUUUCUCUAAAAUAGCACUGUCCUCUAGAACUUUCUGAAAUGAUGAAUAUGUUCUCUGUCUGUGUUGUCCAGUAUGGUAACCACCAGCCCCGUGUGGCUGUUGUGGACUAAGGCUGGUGGCCAUGCAACACAGGAACUGAUUUUAAAAUUACAUUUAAAUUUAAAUGUAAUUAGUCCCAUGUGGCUACGUGGCUACCAUAUUGGACAACAUAGGGCCAGUACACAAGUAGGCAUCGUAUAGCAAAUCCAUAAAUCUGUACGUAAACUUUGAUCCAGUAAUCCCAUAGUUGGGAAUCCAAUUUAAGGAAACAAUCAGGUGUUUAUACAAAGAUUUCAUCACAGUGCUAUUUAGAGUAAUGAAAAGGUGGCAACAGCUCAGAUGUUUAAAACACAGGAGAUUGAUUAUAUAAAUUAUAGUAUGUGUUAGAAUAUGGUGCAAUCAUUGAAAUUAUUUUGAAAAUUGUUAAUAUAAAUAAAUGCUCAUUAUAAAAUGUAAUAUAAGAAAGCUAGAAUAUAGAACUCUACAUAAGAAUGGUUUCA